AUGCGUCUCGCUCUCGUCGCCACGACCCUUUUCGCGGCUCUGCCCGCCCUCGCCGCGUCCCAGAACGCUGACGGCGCCGUCGCCCGCGGCAUGGGCCACACCGUCAACUCGCGCCGUGCCGCGCACCGCGCCUUCGCCCGCCGCGGAGACGACGGCGAGCGCCGCGGCCCCAACGGCAAGAAGUGCCGCCCCAAGAAGGGCAAGGGCUCUCACGGGGCCCAUGCCGGCGGCAACGGCCUGCUGCCGGCGGACGGCCAGUCCUCUGCCUCGUCUGCCUCUGGCUCCGCUUCGGCUUCUGCUUCUGGUGCCUCGGCUUCUGCCACCAGCUCCUCCGUCGGGAACGAGUUCUACCAGUCCGAGCCUAGCUCUUCCGCUGCUUCCUCGGCCUCGUCCUCCGUCGCUCCUUCCUCGGGUGCGCCUUCCGCUUCCGCCUCGUCUGAGGGUGCCGCCCCUUCGUCUGAGGGCGCCGCCUCCUCGUCCGCGGCCGCUACCUCUACUUCGGAGUCUUCUGCCGCUCCUUCGCCCUCCGCCUCUUCCGGCGGCAACAACAACUCCGGCGGUGGCGGCAGCAGCGGCGACCUGUCGUGGCUGAACGGCGCUGACCCCAACGUCGGCGAGCAGGGUGAGGCCUCCUUCUACGACGUUGCCGGCGGCAACACCUACUGCGGCGGUCACUUCAGUAACGAUGACGCGGUCGUCGCGCUCUCGCAGAGCUACUGGAACCAGAUCACCGGCGGCGGCUACAGCACUGGUCCCCCCUGUGGCAAGAAGAUCUCGAUCACCUGGAACGGCAUCACCAAGGAGUGCACCGUCCAGGACAUGUGCCCCGAGUGCCCCCCCAACAAGCUUGACCUUGCCAGGGGCUUCUGGAAGAGCUUCACCGGCGGCGACGAGAGCCUCGGCAUCCUUGGUCUUCAGGACAAGCCCGAGAACGGCGGUCUGCAGUGGAACUGGCUCUAA
This is a messenger RNA of Trichosporon asahii var. asahii CBS 2479, 960 nucleotides long. RefSeq lists its product as uncharacterized. NCBI's taxonomy places the organism in Eukaryota, Fungi, Basidiomycota, Tremellomycetes, Trichosporonales, Trichosporonaceae. Bases 1 to 960 code for a protein of 319 amino acids. The record is from RefSeq and is a predicted model, not a curated record. The transcript has 2 exons.